GGCGGCCCGGUGCGUUCGUUCAUUGCAGAUAAAGCCACGAGCCAGCUCCUGCUGGAGACAGACUGGGAAUCCAUCCUGCAGAUCUGCGACAUGAUCCGUCAGGGAGACACCCAAGCGAAAUACGCCGUCAAUGCCAUCAAGAAGAAGGUGAAUGACAAGAAUCCCCACGUGGCCCUGUACGCACUGGAGGUCAUGGAGUCGGUCGUUAAAAACUGUGGCCAAACAGUCCAUGAUGAGGUGGCCAAUAAACAGACCAUGGAGGAGCUGAAGGAAAUACUCAAGAGGCAAGUGGAGACGAGUGUCCGCAGUAAGAUCCUGUACCUCAUCCAGGCCUGGGCUCAUGCCUUCCGCAAUGAGCCCAAGUACAAGGUGGUGCAGGACACCUAUCAGAUAAUGAAGGUUGAAGGUCACGUCUUCCCAGAGUUCAAGGAAAGCGAUGCCAUGUUUGCUGCAGAGAGGGCUCCAGACUGGGUGGAUGCAGAAGAGUGUCACAGGUGCCGCGUGCAGUUUGGCGUUGUGACACGGAAGCACCACUGCCGGGCCUGCGGGCAGAUCUUCUGUGGAAAAUGCUCCUCUAAAUACUCCACCAUCCCCAAGUUUGGGAUUGAGAAGGAAGUGAGAGUCUGUGAGCCCUGCUAUGAGCAUCUCAACAAGAAAACUGAGGGUAAAGCUGCUGCCGCCUCUGAACUGCCCCCUGAGUACCUGACCAGCCCCCUCUCUCAGCAGUCCCAGCUGCCUCCAAAGCGUGAUGAGACAGCUCUGCAAGAGGAAGAGGAGCUCCAGCUGGCUAUUGCCUUGUCUCAGUCAGAGGCUGAGGAGAAGGAGAGAAUGAGGCAGAAAACAACCUACUCCAUGUACCCUAAGGCUGAGCCCACUCCUGUCACGUCAUCGGCUCCCCCAGUCAGCACGCUCUACUCCCCACCCGUGAAUUCCUCUGCUCCCUUGGCUGAGGAUAUUGACCCAGAGCUGGCUCGGUACCUGAACCGCAACUACUGGGAGAAGAAACAGGAGGAGGUUCGCAAGAGCCCCACACCAUCAGCACCCCUGUCCCUGACAGAGCCAGCUGUGCAGCCUGGGGAGGCCCACCCUGCCCCUCUUGGGGUGGUUGAGCAGCAGUACCAAAAUGGUGAGUCCGAGGAGAACCACGAGCAGUUCCUGAAGGCACUGCAGAACGCAGUCACCACGUUCGUCAACCGCAUGAAGAGCAACCACAUGCGAGGCCGCAGCAUCACCAACGACUCUGCCGUGUUGUCCCUCUUCCAGUCCAUCAACAACAUGCACCCGCAGCUGCUGGAGCUGCUCAACCAGCUGGAUGAGCGCAGGCUGUACUAUGAAGGCCUGCAGGACAAACUGGCCCAGAUCCGGGAUGCACGUGGGGCUCUGAACGCGCUGCGGGAGGAGCACCAGGAGAAGCUGCGCCGUGCAGCGGAGGAGGCAGAGCGGCAGCGCCAGAUCCAGCUGGCACAGAAGCUGGAGAUCAUGAGGCAGAAGAAGCAGGAGUAUCUGGAGAUGCAGCGUCAGUUGGCCAUCCAGCGACUGCAGGAGCAGGAGAAGGAGAGGCAGCUGCGCCUGGAGCAGCAGAAGCAGACCAUCCAGAUGAGAGCCCAGAUGCCAGCUUUCUCACUGCCUUAUGCCCAGCUCCAGGCCAUGCCUGCAGCCAGUGGGGUGAUCUACCAGCCCUCUGGGCCCACCAGCUUCCCUGGCACCUUCAGCCCAGCUGGCUCCGUGGAGGGCUCUCCCAUGCACAGCGUGUACAUGAACCAGGCUGCGCAGGGGGGAACUGGGCCAUACACUGCCAUGCCUGUCACCGGGACUGAUCCCAGCAUGGUGAAUGCCUACAUGUACCAGCCAGGUGCCAGCAGUGGGCAGGGGCCUCAGCAGGGGCCGGCAGUGCCCACCACCACCCCCGCUUAUUCAUCCUACCAGCCCACACCCACACAGGGCUACCAGACUGCAGCCUCACAGUCGCAGAGCAUGCCAGCCAUCUCUCAGGCGCCCCAGUCGGGCACCAUGGGCUACAUGGGCAGCCAGUCUGUCUCCAUGGGCUACCAGCCCUACAGCAUGCAGGGUCUCAUGUCUGCCCUGCCAGGCCAGGACACAGCUUUGAGCAGCCUGCCAGCCCAGCAGUCCUACCUGCCGGGGCAGCAGCCCCUCUACCAACAGGUGGCCCCAGCUGGGGGUCCCCCCCAGCAGCAGCCCCCAGCAGCACCUGCUCCUGGGCAGCAACCCCCAGGCAGCGGAGAGGCCCAGCUCAUCUCGUUUGACUGAUCGCGGCCACAGGGCACAGGGAUCUCAGGGGUCCCGUGGGUCCAGUGAAACACUACUCUUCAUCCGAAAUCACUCUGUACUUCGACUACUCGUCCUGCCCCCGACCCCGUGUCCCAGGGGCGGUGGGGCCACAGGCUCCUACUGCCGGCUUUGGGGACCAAGGGGCAGGGUGCAGCCCCCCCAUGCCCUGCAGCCUGGGGCAGCCCGGCUCCCCGCGCCCACCCU
Molecule: messenger RNA, 2493 nt
Organism: Cyanistes caeruleus (blue tit)
Lineage: Eukaryota; Metazoa; Chordata; Aves; Passeriformes; Paridae
Source: RefSeq, a predicted model, not a curated record